Messenger RNA from Corticium candelabrum, 1437 nucleotides. RefSeq lists its product as uncharacterized. Gene Ontology annotation, cellular component: endoplasmic reticulum membrane. Gene Ontology annotation, biological process: sphingosine metabolic process. NCBI's taxonomy places the organism in Eukaryota, Metazoa, Porifera, Homoscleromorpha, Homosclerophorida, Plakinidae. Gene Ontology annotation, molecular function: sphingosine-1-phosphate phosphatase activity. The record is from RefSeq and is a predicted model, not a curated record. The transcript has a single exon. Bases 1 to 1437 code for a protein of 478 amino acids.
AUGGCGCAGACGGCUGAAAGUCUUGAAGUUCCUCAUAUUUGUCCGAGCAGUGCUUCGCUCAUAAACCAGUUGGGUCUCUUGCAUUCACUGCUCAGAAUGUAUGCAUGCGAGCAUACAAAUUUUAUUAGAAUAAAUCGAUCAUUACUUCCUCGUUCAGUAGAGCGCACACGAAAGUCUGGGUACUCAAGGUUAUUCAACGCGCGCAGACUCAUCAAAAUGUCAUCAGAAAACCGUGUUGUUGUUCGUGCUCCCAUUGAUCGAUUAGGAGAGCCAGGGCAUCGCAUCAGAUCAUUUUUUCUCACAGCCAUCCUGUAUGGGACCCCACUUCUUGUGGUCGUCCAGAAAUAUCGUAGCCCACCACGUGACAUCUUCAUGAAAGUUUGCAGUUUUUUUGGAACUGAGGAUUUCUACACGCUUAUUAUCCCCAUCCUUCUUUGGAUUGUCGAUGGCCGUUUGGGGCGUUUGUUUCUGCUUCUCUUGGCUGUUGGUUUUUAUGUCACGGGAAUAUUGAAAAACACAUUGUGUCUUCCAAGACCUCCAUCUCCUGCUGUAGUUCCACUUGAAGUGACGUCAGAUUGGGCUCUUCCGAGUUUACACGCAGUCAAUGGUGUUAUUUGUCCGUGGUACAUUUUCUUCUAUGCUUAUAUUCACUAUGAGUGGACAGCUACGAUGCAAACAUCUCUCUUCCUGGUUACAAUUGUUUGGUCUUUCAUGGUCAUGUUUAGUCGACUAUAUCUGGGAGUGCACAGCCCUGCAGACAUCGUGUCUGGAGGUUUCAUUGGGUGUGGAAUAUUGGCAAUAUGGUUGCAGGUUGAUGUGGAUAUUGACACGUAUGUGCGAACAUCAAACACUGCUGUAUUAAUGGUUAUUGUAUGGUCAGCAAUCUUAGCAUUUGUUCAUCCGCAUUCACAACCUUACACUUUGACAUAUCCUGAUUCCGUCGUGUUAUUGGGCCUUUCAACAGGGCUAGUGAUUGGUACAUCAAAUUUUGAUCUACAUGUUGGAGCUUCUACAGCUCUUUUGGAUAGGCCCAAUGGAUUCACAUUGCCUCAGAUCAUUGGUCUUUCUGUUCUUCGAUUUGUGGUAGGAUCAUCUAUCUUGCUUCUGGUACGGAUUGUGAUGAAAAAAGUGUGUAGACCAGUCAUAUCUUGGUGUACUCUCAAUUGUGGACUGACACCAGUAAGCAGUAGCAAGAUUGUUGUGGAACACCCUACCAACAUGCACUAUACGCCAGCAUUUACACUCCCUGGGGAGAUUGUAGCAGACAAGAAUAAACAUAAUGAGAAAGAUGAAUCCAUGACUGCUCCAAGACCUUCCUUGGAAAAUAGUGAUAGAUCUGUUGAUAUUGACAUUCCAGUAAAGUACAUUGUAUACAGCUGCAUGGGAUGGUUUGCUAGUCAAGGAGCUCCUUUAUUGUUUCAUCUUAUGGCUAUCUGA